AUGGCCAGACAAUCUUCAGUUCUCAGCCAGGUCCUUCCUCUCAUCAUCGUCUUCGCUCUGCUCAGCGUAGGCGGCUGGAUCGGCUACCAAGUCUACAUCAGCGUCGCCAAGAUGUCCGACGCUGCGUCUGAGCGCAUGGGCAAGAAGAACGUCGUUUUCACAAAGGAUGGUGUAAAGGUCGGUGUCAAACAAAUCAAGAACGAAAACUACGUCGAUGCGACGCAGAGCUGGUUCGUCAAGGCGUGGAAUCUAGGCACGACAUCAGAUGCUAGUCAGAGGUGCGUACAUCAUGGCAUCUUUUCUCGUGGAAGUGGAAUAGGUCCUGACAAUGUCUACAGUAAGAAACAGAAAUAA
Messenger RNA from Fusarium fujikuroi IMI 58289, 354 nucleotides. RefSeq lists its product as uncharacterized. Bases 1 to 354 code for a protein of 117 amino acids. Lineage: Eukaryota; Fungi; Ascomycota; Sordariomycetes; Hypocreales; Nectriaceae. The record is from RefSeq and is a predicted model, not a curated record. The transcript is spliced from 2 exons.